Messenger RNA from Perca flavescens (yellow perch), 2825 nucleotides. Its product is annotated as protein FAM111A-like. The coding region runs from base 171 to 1886 and encodes 571 amino acids. Lineage: Eukaryota; Metazoa; Chordata; Actinopteri; Perciformes; Percidae. Gene Ontology annotation, cellular component: nucleus; chromatin. The transcript has 4 exons. The record is from RefSeq and is a predicted model, not a curated record. Gene Ontology annotation, biological process: DNA replication.
GACGGCGGACGUCUUGUUGCUUUCACCGCAGUAAGCUGCUGUUUUUAAAACAUUGUUAGGCUGAAAGUUAACGGCAUUCUUCUGUCGAGAGACCCAGUGACUGAAAAGAUCCAGUGGAGCAAGCUGUCAUCUCUAAAUAUCCCUCAAAUAAAUAAAAUUGAAUUGAAAACAUGGCCGAGAAACACCAGACUUUUAGCAGCCAAGCGAGAGUGAAGGAGGAAAGCCGUUUUGAUCUCCCGGUCGGACAUUUGCAUCAUUUCACCGUGAUGUUCAGUUCUUCUGACUCUAAUGAAUACGCUAUUGACUGCGAUCAACCUCGCACCGUUCUGGAGGUGAUACAAUCAACUGAGCAGUACUGGAAGAAGAUGAAGACGUGUCCAGAUGAAAAUAUUGUGAUUCAGCUGGGUAAAGAUGAUAAGGAGUAUACUGUUGCAACACAUUUCCCUUGUUCUUGUAUUGGGGAAGGUGAGUUUCUGUUCAUAUCAUUCAAACCAGAAAAGGUUGAAGUGGCCCAAGACCAACUUUACAGACCAAUACAGUCACGGGACAAGUAUUCUGUCUUUUACAUUGACAAAGAGGGAGGAAAAAACACCAAACAAAAGAACCUUUUCAGAAACAGUGCUGUCAAAGAGUUUAAGUAUCUGUGUGUCUAUGGGGAGAAGGGGAUGACUGUCAAAGAGGCUCUGAAAAGAGACGGUCGCUUCAUUGAUCAACUGGGCGACUUCACUCUGACUGACAAUAAAAAUCCGAAAUGCACCACCGAACAAAUACAGAAGGUCGACAACCUGGAUAAUAAAAAAUUCAAGAUAUGUCUUCCACGGAACAAGAGAGCAAAUGAUAGCUCGCGUUCAUCAAAUAAUUCACCACAGAGGUCUGACACAACGCCAGCUGUAGAUGAAGCACAGCAGAGAAAAAUCAGAGCAGUGGUGGAAAAGAGAGGAGUCAGUGUCAGAGCAGUGAUGGAAAAGAGUGGCAACAUUGUCGACCAAGAGGAGAUUUAUGAAAUACUGCGUCGCCAGUUUCCAGAUCUCAAAACAUUUAUGGAGAGUAGAUUCCCUGGUGAUUCUUUUCAGAAAGCACUGAAACUGAGGAAGGAAAACUUUGGGAAGAUUGAACAGUCAUUCAGUGAAGUUCACAGAGUCAGGAAGCUGCUGAAACUGGGCGAGUCAGUUUGCAAAGUGGUUGUUGGGGAUAUUAGUCAGGGAACAGGCUUUGUGCUGUUUGACAACUUCAUCUUGACCAACGCACACCUAUUCAGAGGUUGUGUAGAAGGACAAAAGUUGAAGGAGGAUGUAGAUGUGUUUGCUCUCUUUAACCAUGAAGAUCCUGAGCCGCACAUAAAUGACUACUACUUCAAAGUGGCUCACCUUGGCAUCUGCUGCACUGAGGGUGGUCUCGAUUAUGCCGUACUUGAACUCAAUCCUGAGAGCCAGAAAUCAAACCACUCAACACAAACAAAGAAAAUGAAGGUGCCACCAGGACUCCUGAAGAUUUUUGGUCCAAUGCCUCGGGAUGGUGAAGCCUGUAUUAUUGGUCACCCAGCUGGAGGAGUGAAAAAAAUGGAUCCUACAUUUAUCAUUGAGAAAGAGAAGAGGGUUCAGGCUGUCCGUGAUCAUUUACAUCCAUACACAGACAAUCCUUUCAUUGUCUGCUUAAGGGAUCACCUUAUUAAAGAGCAAGGGAUUGAAAAUAUAAUGAUGGGUGGAAAAACAGCAGACAAAGUAGGGACCUACAACACUUUCAUGUAUCACGGCUCUUCUGGCUCCCCAGUGUUUGAUGCUCGUGGUCGAGUCUUUGGUUUGCACACCAAUGGAUAUCCUUAUGAGUUCCAAAACCACAAAAAAGAGUGUGAUAGAGUUCGCCCAAUCUCUGCUUCCUAUAUUUGAACACUUUGUGAGUACGCUGAAGGAAAGACGACAGGAGAAGCUGUUGGAGAGAGUUGAGAAAGAGGUGAAGGGAAACUCAGACCUAGAAAAGCUCCUUAAGUCUGAGGUUGAGCUGAAGGAAAGCAGACAGAUACACAAGGAUGAGACAGCAGACCCUGAGGAGCUCCUGGACUACAUUGAGUCAAUGGAUACUAAUUAAGUGUUCAGAUGUUCAUAUCACAUCUGGCUGCAUAGGUUAUUUUGUAGUUCAUACAAUCUUUGUCCUCCCAGUGACCAAAUGAUCAACCAUCUCGCUAAAUUCAAAUUUGUCCAAAACAAAAUGUAGGGAAAGGUUGGGCUAGGGAGUUUGGUAUUGUUACUGAUUUAACUUUUAGUUUUUUUUUCUUCACUUAUUGUUGCUUUUAUAACAUUAGUAAUGUAUUUGGGCACAGCGGUGGAGCAGUGGUUAGCACCAUCCCCUAAUUGUUGACUGUAAAUUGCCCGUAAGUGUCAAUGUGAGCGUGAAUGGUUUUCGGCCUCUAGAACCGUUUCAACAUUUGAACUCCAGACAAUGUUUGAGCAAUCAGUUCCAGACUUUGUCUGGAGUUUCCCUUUCUCACAUGUAGCCGUGUCAGACGCAUUCAAACUUAAUAUAAAUACUCUGUUUGGGUUUAGGCAAGGGAUGGUGCCUGGAUAGAAUGAGAAGGAUGCAGAUUAGACCACAGUCACAGUACUCCGGUUUCUAAUUUGGUCAUAAACAACGGAGUCUCUUGCCAUUCCUUGAAUAUGUCCAAUGAUAUUGGCGUUAGUCCAUACCGACAGAAAGUGCUGAAUCUCAUCUUUUCUCAGAGACAUUUUCGUUUCCGUCUUUGUGUAAAUCCCCCUUGUGCUUCACCCUCAGAUGUUUGCUUUCUUCCAGGUUUUUUAGCGAGUCGAUAGAAUCAUCAGUGUUAAUUCUUA